Messenger RNA from Mirounga angustirostris (Northern elephant seal), 1386 nucleotides. RefSeq names its product tachykinin receptor 3 (gene TACR3). The transcript is spliced from 5 exons. Gene Ontology annotation, biological process: G protein-coupled receptor signaling pathway; positive regulation of flagellated sperm motility. Gene Ontology annotation, cellular component: sperm midpiece; plasma membrane. Gene Ontology annotation, molecular function: tachykinin receptor activity. The coding region runs from base 1 to 1386 and encodes 461 amino acids. The record is from RefSeq and is a predicted model, not a curated record. NCBI's taxonomy places the organism in Eukaryota, Metazoa, Chordata, Mammalia, Carnivora, Phocidae.
AUGGGCACUCUCCCCGCAGCCGCGAACUGGACGGACGGCGCGGGCACCGCGGGCGCGGACGCCGGGAACCUGAGUGCGGCGCUCGCGGCAGGGGCGGCUGAGGCUGAGUGGCUGCAUCUGCUGGUCCAAGCCGGCAACCUCUCGGCCUCCUCCUCCGCGCCGGGACUGCCUGCGGCCUCCCCGGCGCCUACGCAGCCCCGGGCCAACCUCACCAACCAGUUCGUGCAGCCGUCCUGGCGCAUCGCCCUCUGGUCCCUAGCAUACGGCGUGGUGGUGGCCGUGGCGGUCUUCGGGAAUCUCAUCGUCAUCUGGAUCAUCCUGGCCCACAAGCGCAUGAGGACCGUCACCAACUACUUCCUCGUGAACCUGGCUUUCUCCGACGCCUCCAUGGCUGCCUUCAACACCUUAAUCAACUUCAUCUAUGCGCUUCACAGCGAGUGGUACUUCGGCGCCAACUACUGUCGCUUCCAGAACUUCUUCCCUAUCACGGCCGUGUUCGCCAGCAUCUACUCUAUGACGGCCAUUGCGGUGGACAGGUAUAUGGCCAUUAUUGAUCCCUUGAAACCCAGACUGUCUGCCACUGCAACCAAGAUCGUCAUUGGAAGUAUUUGGAUUCUAGCAUUCCUACUUGCCUUCCCUCAGUGUCUUUACUCCAAAAUUAAAGUCAUGCCAGGCCGGACUCUUUGCUACGUGCAAUGGCCAGAAGGUCCCAAACAACAUUUCACUUACCAUAUUAUUGUCAUUAUACUGGUGUACUGCCUCCCAUUGCUCGUCAUGGGUGUCACAUACACCAUUGUUGGAAUUACUCUCUGGGGAGGAGAGAUCCCAGGAGAUACCUGUGACAAGUAUCAUGAGCAGCUAAAGGCUAAAAGAAAGGUUGUAAAAAUGAUGAUAAUUGUUGUGGUGACAUUUGCCAUCUGCUGGCUGCCUUAUCAUAUUUACUUCAUCCUCACUGCAGUCUACCAACAGCUAAAUAGGUGGAAAUACAUCCAGCAGGUCUACUUGGCCAGCUUUUGGCUGGCAAUGAGCUCAACCAUGUACAACCCCAUCAUCUACUGCUGUCUGAAUAAAAGAUUUCGAGCUGGCUUCAAGAGAGCAUUUCGCUGGUGUCCUUUCAUUGAGGUUUCUAGCUGUGAUGAGCUGGAGCUCAAGACCACCAGGUUUCACCCCACUCGGCAAAGCAGCCUGUACACAGUGAUCAGGAUGGAGUCCGUGACAGUGGUGGUUGAGCCCAGUGAGGCAGACAACACCAGAUCCGGUCAGAAGAGGAGAGCGACGCCAAGAGAUCCAAGCUUCAGCGGCUGCUCCCGCAGGAAUUCCAAGUCUGCCUCCACCCCUUCAAGCUUUAUGAAUUCGCCCUAUACCUCUGUGGACGAAUACUCCUAA